Messenger RNA from Helobdella robusta, 585 nucleotides. RefSeq lists its product as hypothetical. Gene Ontology annotation, molecular function: protein binding. The annotation marks the transcript as partial. The transcript has a single exon. The record is from RefSeq and is a predicted model, not a curated record. NCBI's taxonomy places the organism in Eukaryota, Metazoa, Annelida, Clitellata, Rhynchobdellida, Glossiphoniidae.
AGGCUGAAUGAAAACAUUUUUCUUGGAUUGGACAAUUUGAAGAAAUUGGACAUCUCACGGAACCACAUCAACUUCAUAGAUUCUGAUGCAUUUAUUGGUCUCUCUUCAUUGGAAUCAUUAAAUUUGCGUCGCAAUAAAAUUGGGAAUCUGCAGCCCAAAAUAUUUGAAAAAUUGAUAUCAUUGAAAAUAUUGGACUUGAGUCACAACGCAAUUCAAGCUCUGUUUCCUCUGAUGAUGAAAGGAAUGCACUCGGCCGAGACUCUGCUGCUUAACAACAACCCUAUCGUUAUGAUCAGCAAAAACACAUUCAGUUCGUUGAAAAAAUUGAAAGAUCUCCAUUUAGAAAAAUGUGAAUUAAAUUUUUUUGAAGCGGAUAUAUUUAAUGGACUCACAAAUUUGAAACGACUUUAUUUGCAAAAUAAUAACAUAAACACUUUACCAAAUGGCAUUUUUCGACCUUUAAAAUCUCUCGUAAAACUUCAGUUGGAAUACAAUAGAUUGCCAUUAUUAAAUGCUUGUGCUUUUGAUAAGUUGAUAUGGAAAGGUGCGAUUUACAUAAUUGGUAAUCCUAUUCGUUGUGAUUGU